Gadus macrocephalus (Pacific cod) is the source of this 1051-nucleotide messenger RNA. RefSeq names its product biliverdin reductase B (gene blvrb). Lineage: Eukaryota; Metazoa; Chordata; Actinopteri; Gadiformes; Gadidae. The record is from RefSeq and is a predicted model, not a curated record. Bases 131 to 760 code for a protein of 209 amino acids. The transcript has 5 exons.
GGCGUUACUUCAGAUGUCAAACGUGCCCUUCGCGUAGCGAAAGUAACUUUUUCCCAACACCUUCAAGUUGAUCGCCAAUCGUGCAAAGUCGUCACUUUGCGUCGUAGCUCACCGACUGCACACCGUGACGAUGUCUGACUCGGUGAAGAACGUGGCCGUGUUCGGCGGAACGGGCAUGACCGGUGCAGCCACCGUUUCCCUGGCUGCGGCAGAAGGGUACAACGUGACGGUGCUCGUGCGGGACCCCAAGCGGCUCCCAGAGGGCCACAAGGCCUCCAGGGUGGUGGUGGGAGACGUGACCAACCGGGCCGACGUGCAGAAGACCCUGGAGGGCCAGGACGCCGUCAUCAUCGUCUUGGGAACCCGCACAGACCUCAGCCCGACCACCAUGAUGUCCGAGGGUACCAGGAACAUCGUGGAGUCCAUGAGGGCUCGUGGGAUCUCCAAGGUGAUUGGCUGCAUGUCAGCCUUUCUGCUGUGGGAGCGCUCCAAGGUUCCCCCCCACCUGGUUCCUGUGACCGAGGACCACGACAGGAUGUACGCCGUGCUGAAGGAGUCCGGCCUCGGCUACGUGGCCGUCAUGCCACCUCACAUCGCUGACGACCUCCCCCUGACCAAGGUGUACGCGGUGACAGAGAACAAGCUUCAGGGCCGGGCCAUAUCCAAGCACGACCUGGCCCACUUCUUCGUCAGCUGCCUUUCCACCUCCGAGUGGGACGGCAAGACGGUGGGCGUCUCGGGAGACUACCCAAGACCCUGAGCACGAGCCAGAGGACCACUCAGGAGCCGUGCACGGCUGGUUUUGUGUCCACCGUGUCACGCCAUGGCCGCCUUUCACACGCACACCUGUGUAAGGAAUUAAAGUAUUUUUUGGGGGAAAUGUAUAUUAUAUUUCAUAGACUUACUUCUGCACUGACUUAAUUUUUUUUGCGAGUUGUAUUAUGCUUUUUGUUUCUGUUUCACUAUGGCGGAAAUGUACCAUCUGAUGCCCCUGGUUGCUUUCAGUUUGUCUGUUUACAGAUUUUGAAAUAAAAUACUUUAUUAAACACAA